This is a messenger RNA of Capronia coronata CBS 617.96, 393 nucleotides long. RefSeq lists its product as uncharacterized. The transcript has a single exon. The record is from RefSeq and is a predicted model, not a curated record. Bases 1 to 393 code for a protein of 130 amino acids. NCBI's taxonomy places the organism in Eukaryota, Fungi, Ascomycota, Eurotiomycetes, Chaetothyriales, Herpotrichiellaceae.
AUGCUUGCCUCCCGCGUUGCAAAGCCCAAGUUGUCUCUGAGCAUCUCCACCAGCAGCACCCCUUCAACAGCACGCUCAACAUUGGCGUUGAAGUCACCCAUGAGCCCCUUGAGGUCACCCAUCCCCCCAUCUCCCAUCAGCCCGACUGCACGGAACACGCGCCUGAACCAACGAGGCUAUUCCACCAUGCAGCAGCCAACGUAUGCAUAUGUCAACUCCAGCUCCUCAAGAAGUAUCUUGAAGAAGUCCUCCAAGUCUCCUGCAUCCGGAGCACGACAGUUGUCCUUUGCAGAGACUCCAGUCGUGUACUGUGUGACUCCAAUUGAGGACGAAGGUUACUACGGCACGCAUAACAAGAUGUCCCGGGAGGAGCGAAGGUGGCAACGGAGAUGA